AUGCCAGAGAACGAAGAGUCUUUCAACACCUCAAGACCCGCUAACAAGGCUGACACCAUUUGUAUGAAUGAAGUUCCUAAAGGAUCACAGCAGAGGACUGAGCAUGGCAAAAUCACAGAUAGCUCAGGAGGACAUUACCGUCGCUACAAACUGGCUGUGGUGUUGGUCUGUGUUCUCCUCUUGGCUGUUACCGUCACAUUUGGCAUCACAAUUCUGAGCACAAAAGAUUUGCAGCUCAGGUACAAGAACCUUGCUGAAGAGAAAGAUCAACUACCAACACAUACCAACACGACAGCAGAGAGAGGACAGUUGGAGACCAAGUUCAGUGCUGAGAGAGAUGAACUACAGAGGCGUCUUUGUGAACUAGGUCUGAAAACAAAAGAUUUACAGCUCAGGUACAAGAACCUUGCUGAAGACCAAGAUCAACUNCAGCUCCAAUACAACAACAUCACAGCAGAGAAAGCCCAGUUGGAGACCAAGUUCAAUGCUGAGAGAGAUAAACUACAGAGACGUCUUGGUGAACUAGGUCUGAAAACAAAGGAUCUUCAGCUCAGGUACAAGAACCUUGCUGAAGACCAAGAUCAACUGCAGUUCCAAUACAACAACAUCACAGCAGAGAAAGUGCAGUUGGAGACCAAGUUCAGUGCUGAGAGAGAUGAACUACAGAGGCGUCUUUGUGAACUAGAAUCACAUGACAUGAAAACCAUUAAACAACACACAGUGAAUGUGACCCUGGAUCCUGACACAGCAGCAUCCAAUCUCAUCCUGUCUGCUGAUGGGAAACAAGUGAAGUAUGGAGACACACGACAGAAUCUUCCAGACACUCCAAAGAGGUUUAUUAAGUACAUCAAUGUGUUGGGAAGAGAGGGUUUCUCCUCUGGUAAAUUCUACUAUGAGGUUCAGGUUAAGGGAAAAACUGAGUGGGAUAUAGGAGUGGCCAAGGAGUCUGUUAACAGGAAGGGAGAAAUAUUCUUGAGCCCUGAAUAUGGACUCUGGACAAUAUGGCUGAGAAAUGGGACUUAUAAGGCUCUAGCUGGUCCCUCUGUUCCCCUCUCCCUGAAGGGGGAGCCCCAAACAGUGGGGGUGUUUGUGGACUAUGGUGCAGGUCUGAUCUCCUUUUAUGAUGCAGAUUGCUGGAAUCAUAUCUACAUAUUUACCAAUGUUUCCUUUACUGAGAAAAUCUAUCCAUUCUUCAGCCCCGGUCUUAACCAAGGAGGUAAAAAUUCAACCCCUCUCAUUAUAUUCCCAGUCCACGACUGCCCUAACAAGUAA
This is a messenger RNA of Engraulis encrasicolus (European anchovy), 1272 nucleotides long. RefSeq names its product E3 ubiquitin-protein ligase TRIM39-like. Gene Ontology annotation, molecular function: protein binding; ubiquitin protein ligase activity. Lineage: Eukaryota; Metazoa; Chordata; Actinopteri; Clupeiformes; Engraulidae. Bases 1 to 1272 code for a protein of 423 amino acids. The record is from RefSeq and is a predicted model, not a curated record. Gene Ontology annotation, cellular component: cytoplasm. The transcript is spliced from 10 exons. Gene Ontology annotation, biological process: protein ubiquitination.